AUGGUGGAAAGUGCGGAUGUUUUGAAAUGGUCGAGACAUACGAGGUACACCCCCUCGAAAAAAUUUUCUAACAAGUAUUGCAGGUCUCAUCGGGAGAGGGGUCACAAUACCGAGGAGUGUUUUCAGUUAAAAGAUGACGUCGAGAGACUAGUUAGGCAGGGAUAUUUCCGAGAUCGCGUCCCCCGAAAUUGCAAAAUCAGUGGGAAAGGAAGGAGAAGCAGGUCAAGGAGCCAAGAUCGAGAUCGGAACCCAGGUCCCUCGAGAACUGAGAGGACCCCGGCCGGCGGGAGCAAUGCACCCACAGAGGGAGUAAUAUACACGAUUGCAGGAGGGUCGAGCGCUGGAGACUCGAGUCGAACACGGAAAAGGUGCGCUCGAGAAAGGGAAUUCGUGCUGAAGGUGGAGGAUGAAGAGGCCAUCUCGUUCGAUAGUUCUGACAGAUUGAAGGAUGGCGGGGAUCAGAACGACCCUAUGGUCGUCAAGUUGGAUAUCGCGAACUUCACUGUCCACAAGGUGCUGAUCGACAGUGGCAGUUCAGCGGACGUCAUUUUCAAGAGCGUGGUGGAUAAGAUGGGGCUAGAGAACGCACGGCUCGAACCCAUAAAAACCGCGUUAGUGGGCUUUGGAGGAACCGAAGUGGCCUCACUAGGGACGAUCGAGCUACCAGUGUCCAUGGGAGAAUAG
Sesamum indicum (sesame) is the source of this 684-nucleotide messenger RNA. RefSeq lists its product as uncharacterized. Lineage: Eukaryota; Viridiplantae; Streptophyta; Magnoliopsida; Lamiales; Pedaliaceae. The record is from RefSeq and is a predicted model, not a curated record.